Molecule: messenger RNA, 3058 nt
Organism: Aricia agestis (brown argus)
Lineage: Eukaryota; Metazoa; Arthropoda; Insecta; Lepidoptera; Lycaenidae
Gene: haf
Product: leucine-rich repeats and immunoglobulin-like domains protein 1
Exons: 5
Coding region: 192-2714 (840 amino acids)
Molecular function (GO): protein binding
Source: RefSeq, a predicted model, not a curated record
ACCAGGGAGGUACUGCCAUGGGGCUCUGCCCGCACUCGUUCCCGUAGGACCCGAAAACCGUCCCGCGCGCCCACGAAUACUGUGAUUGAGUUAUGAAUAUUCUUUCUGUGUUAAAAACAAAAUCAUCGACGUGUAUGUGACCAGGAGUGAAUUAUUUGCCAGGAAUUAAUACGAGUGAGGAUUUUCGCACAAUGGAACAUCGCACACGAUCUCGUCUGCGGUCGUGGCUGCUGAUCGUGUCAUUAACGGUGAUUCUACAACACUCGCAAGGACAAUGUCCAUGGAAGGACAUGCCCGCCUUGCAAGUGACCUGCAUUUGUGCCUUCAAUCUCGCGAGACAACUGUCCAUACAAUGCGAUCAGGUGGAUUUCUCGACGUUACUUUCAGCACUGAAUUCUAAUGCUCAGCAAAUUUCUAUUGAAUUACUUUACAUAAAUAACUCGACGAUACCCACUUUGACGAAUGAAAUGUUUGCUAACUUAGCAAUACAUAACUUACAAAUAUCAGGAUGUCAGAUGGCACGGAUCGAGGACAACGCUUUUAGAGGUCAAGGUCAAUAUUUAAAGAAUUUGAAUUUGCAAGACAAUGAACUAACGGAGGUGCCGGUAAAAGCAUUCAGAGUAUUGAAAAGUUUGUCUCUGCUAGACAUUUCCAAAAAUCGUAUAACUUGGAUUGGAAAUUAUUCAUUUGCUACUCUACAGGAGCUGACCACAUUAAAAUUGUCAGAUAAUAAUGUGACUUUAGAAAGUGGAGCCCUUUUGGGCUUGGAAAAUUCUCUGAAAAAUCUAAAUCUUAAAGGUACAAGACAGAAAAGAGUUCCAGAAUGUAUAAGAGGGCUUAGAUAUUUGGCUUUCCUAGAUCUGUCUCAAAACAGCAUCCGCGAAUUACCCGGUCCAGAUGAGGAAAAAACAUUCGAAGGACUGGAGUCCUUAACAGCACUAAAUUUGGAAAGAAAUUUACUAGUGAAUUUAAGAAGAGACGCUUUUGCGGGUAUAAAGAAUACCCUAAGUUCUUUGAGUCUCCUAAACAACCUACUCCCAGAGUUUCCGACCGAAGCUCUAUCUAUAUUGACGGAACUAAGAGUUUUAGACAUUGGUUUCAAUUUGUUGAAUAGGCUACCAACUAAUGCAUUUGUAAAUAAUCCUUCCAUCACUUUACUGGCACUCGACGGAAAUCCCAUACCGACUGUACCAGAAAAGGCCUUAGCUCAUUUAAACCACACACUAAGAGGUCUGAGUUUAGGCGGCAGAUUCCUAAAUUGUGACUGCCGUUUACGGUGGAUAAUUGAAUGGAUUCGAAACGGCGAACUGCAAGUUACCUCUCGUGAAAGAAACCCACAAUUUUGCGGUAAUCCACCACACUUCCGCGAACGAGGUUUUUACAGUUUCGAGCCAAAUGAAUUGGUGUGUGAUUCUGAAACAAACGAAGAAGUAGAAACAACAUCUCAAGAAAAUAAAAUCACAGAACUAAGUCAGACUCAAACGCCUUCGACGUCAACAACACAAAGCACCACAACAAAAAGUACUACGACAUCAACCACUACUACGACAAUGAACACCAGUCAAUCUUCUACAGCAUUUAAAUCUUCCUCUACACAAGCUCCGAGUACUACAACCAAAGCAAAUCGAAAUCCUUCUGUACGGCCCGCAGCACCAACCUGGCGACAUUCUCCGAAUCAAAGACCUCCCAUUGUUAUGAGUUAUCCUCAUCAGAAAAUAAAGGAAGAUGAUUCCAACGAGGUCAUAGUUAAGAAUGCGUAUAGACAAGAUAACUCAGUCAUAAUUCAGUGGGAUUCUGAUGUUGCUAAUAUUCUUGGAUUUCGAGUGGUAUAUCGAUUAUUUGGUGACAAAAGUUUUAAACAAGGACCGCCAUUGGAAGCAAGUGAAAGAGAAUUUAAGAUUAAAAACGUUCCAUCCCAGGAAUGUAUCGUCGUUUGCGUGAUUUCUUUGGAAGAAAUUCACGUAAGUCCGGAAACGGUACCAUAUUCACAGUGUCGUGAAGUUCGUACUGUUUCGGCUGCUGCAACUAACAUGGACAAGAUAACAAUAGCAGCAAGUGCAGCGAUUUGUGGGACCAUAGUCGUGGCAGUACUGGUGUUCGCCGCCGCUUCCCGUCGCCGAUCGAGGACUAUACACCGUCUACAUUCACAGCUGCCCGAGAAACUACCCAAUACGUGCUGCGGGGGACUCACCGGCACACCCAGUCCUACUGGGCCGCUAUCGUCGUUAGCGACGAUCGGCGCUUUUGGAAAGCAGCGUGAGUGGGAUCAAGUGUCGGCUUAUAGUGCACGUUCGAUCCCUCGAGCACGUUCCUAUACUGAACAGGCAGCUCCUGAACCUUUACCCGGUCGUCCGGGCAGGGCUCGAUCCCUUGCCGAUGGACAGUCUCAACAUAGCUAUACAGGACGCUACGGCGCCCCUGGUUACCCAGGAAGUCUAUUAGGUUCUAGAACUGAUCUUCGACAUUCAAGACAAUCUUUGGGAGCCGCAUCGGAGAGGGCAUCCCGUUUAUCUCUAAGCGGAGCCGCCGGUGGCGCCACCAGCGGACCGGGAUCCCGGCGGCGACCGCGAUCACGAUCGCGCCCGGCGAGCCGCUACAGCGUGGGAUCAAUAGGAUUAGGAUAUUGUGAUACAUCGGACAACUGGACCGACCACGACAUGGAUAUUUAUAUGGCCCGCAACCCCACCACGCGGGGAGGCCUGGUACCCUUAUAGCGUGCGAGAGACGCGGCGUGUGGAAAGAUAAUGUGGUGCACGCAUCGCACCAAAUGUUGCCACCCACGCUCUCGCCGGAACAGGCGUAGGACUCGGAAGCAUUCAGUGGACAGUAAAUUGGAGCCACUUCAGUGUGAGGACGAUGAACUACAUAUUAGAUAAUAUGGAGUUUUGCUCACCUAUCAUAUACCUAGUGUUGGGUGUAAGGCAAAACACUUGCUACUAAAGAAUGAUCGACUGUUAGUAUAGUGAGCUCAACAAAUGGUGCAAUUAUUUUAAUGUAUUAAGCAGCUAUGCACUCAUAUGUUAAUUCGAAAAUUAUUAUAACAUUUUUAGUUUUAUGC